GUUCAAACAUUUAAUCUUCAACGAAAAAAAGUCAAAUUCAAGCACUUUGCCUUAAAUUUUAUACAUCAUGGUCUUAAAAUAGAUCAGUCAUCAAAACUUCCGGAAAUCUUCACAACAAAACAGCAUAGGCUUCAACACUGACAUUUUUUACACAAUAAUAACAAUACGUGAUACAUAAGCCCAAAUAAUAUUAAGAUAACUUCACAUAAAUGGAAAUGCCUACCGCCAGCAAUGAUUGCGAUUUCAUUGCACAACAUGAGAAAAGAUUAUCUUUCAAGGAACGAAGAACAUUUUGUAAGUAUUAAUUUAAUAGUAAUACUAAUUCAGACUUUAAAAAUUUUAAAUUUAUGCUUUUGUCUAAAGUUUAGACUUGACUUAAGUUUAAAUUUACAUUACUUUAGGCUUAAGGCAAGGCCUACAUUUUUUAGGCUUCUGAUUAAAAAAGAAAUAAAUAAAAGUAGCCUAGCCUAAUAAUUGAUGCGAAUAAAUACUAAAACCUAAACUAAACUUAACCCUAGUCUAACCCUCAACUAAAAAGAUGCGUGCUAUUACUACUACUACUUACACACUGACACUGGUAAAAAAAACUGUAACGUCCUAGUAGUAAGUAGGUUCCAGUUUAAUGUUGGAGUUGGAUGUUAUUACCCAUUAGGCAUUAGGAUCCUGUUCCUCGGUGGGAUGACAUGUUUCUUGUGGAAUUUUGUUCCCGUUAGGAUAUCAAAGGGCCGAAGGGUACGUUUAGACUUAGAGUUAGAGAAAAUCCCCAUGAUUCUGGAACAUUCUAGAUUAAAUUUACUAUCCUCCUCGAAACAUGUAAAAAUGACUUUUCUACGUAAUUAUUUUUCAAAUACAAAAUAUUAUGCAACUACACUAUGGUAAUAAGGGGAGAGACUGCAAUCAGUUUAGCAAAAUAGGAAAUGAGUAAAUUAAAGUUAAGUCCAUGGGUGCCACUUUUCUGGGUUAUCCCGGAAAUAUGGAUUCGUGAGGCUAAAUAUUUUUCAGCUCCGGAUUCGCAAGAUUUUAUAUUCUCUCGCUCCGGAUUCGCCAGAUCAAUUUAUUCUAAUACGGAUUCUGUCUGUUUUUUUGUUUUUUUAAAAAUCAAUGUGUUAUAGAUUGCGCGAAAGCCUAUUUAAAUUUAGCGAGAUUGGGAAACUGGGAAAAUUCCAUGAAAAUCGCUGAUCUUGUCUAUUUUUAGCCUUUCUGUUGCCAGAGUGUUAGUGGUUUCCCCUUAACCGGGCAUUCGUUUUGAGCUCUACUAGUUUCAAAUACCGUACUACUUCGAUAGACCAGAAGUAUUUCUUUUCUGAUUUUCUGUUCACAUCGCCGAUCAAGAGAUGUUUGAAGUGUUUGGGUAAGUAAAGUGUAAAAUUUAGUAAAUAAUUUUUGUGAAUUUAGUUUUCAAUUGUUUAUAAAUAGAAAACUACACGUCUAAUCGCCGUCUAAUAAGACUAAGCCUAGUGUACUUUGUUAUGUUUUAAUGUAUGCAGGCCACAUGUAUUUUUUUUUAUUAGAGCUAGGCAGCAUUUAUUUUUGUACAGACUUCUUAAGUUCACUUUACAUUUAAUUAUAGAGUAAGCCUUGUAAAUUAAAUAGAACAAUAUGAUUAAGUUAUUUUUAUCCCUCCAGUAGUGAGGCUAACAUAACUGUAUUUAGUUAGUCUUCAUUUAUAUUUAUCUAGGCCUACUUUUGUGCUCUGACUCUGGGUACACCUUACGGAAAUUUUACUAUUAAUCAUAAUGAUUGAUAUUCAUAAUGCUCUGUAUUACCGUAGUUUAGUGCUGGUAUAAUAUAGUCUAUAUUAUCUAUGCUUUACUAUAAAUCUAAUAUGGUAAUAUAUUUUAUUUUGUUUCACUAUUCAGGAUAUAGGCUCAAUAAAAUAAUGCCCAACAGUUCCUUUAAAGAACUGAUGGGCAUUACAGCAAUCAUGAUUGAACAAGUCAUCACUGCUAUGCUGGAAAUAUUUAUAUCAAGUAUUCUAGGGGAAAAUAUUUAAAAAGUCAAUCAUCUGAUGAGACCAGCUUUAUCACCUGUCUUAGGUGUCCACUUCUGCAACUUCUCAAUUUAUGUGUCAAACUAGGAAACUCUCACACUAAGAGAUUUUUUAGACACUAAAGUGUGUUGACUCAAACUAUCCAUUUCAUCAUAAAGAAGAGAACAUGAACUCCAUAUAAGAACAGAUUCUUUCCACUUGUGGUAGCUAUAUGUUUGUUCUAAAAUGACCAAAUAACACAUUGCAAAAGUUGCCUUUUCAAGUCUAAGUAAAUUGAAAAAUUGCAAUUGCUAGGAAACAUAAUAAAUAUUUACAUGUAUACACCGUAAUAGCUUCAUUUUUUUUUCAUUUAUGAUGUAUUUCAAUGUUGUUUUUGCUUUUACAAUUUCAUGGUUGUUUUUAUAUUAAUCAACAAAAGCGCUGCAUUGCGAUGGUCAGGAAUUUUUAGUUUAAUUAAGUUUCAGGGUUUGAAAAAUGUGUAAAUGAAGUUUCAGGUUUCAAGAAAUUUUUAGUAAGGGAUUUCAGGUUUCACAGCUUUCAGUGAGUGGCACCCCUGGUAAGGUCAAACCUGAAAAAAGAAACGCAACAAAGCCACAGAUGUGUUGGUAGGAAGCCUUAGUCAACGAACAAACAACAGAAAAAAACAGAAUAAAAUAAAAAAAUAGCACUUAGUUGAGAAGUAGUAUCUGAAGGGCAGCAAAAGAAUUGUGCACAAAUGCACUACUAUAACUUAUGGUCAUUUAAGUUGAAAGAGGGGCCUGGGCGGGGCCAUAUUCCAUAAUUGUACCGAUUUAAUUUUGCCUGAGAUAGGGGGCCCUAUAAAAUUCAGGCAGAUAAAUACUAAAGUUAAAAUUUAAAAUUUGACCCAUUAAAAUCAGUUUUAAAAAUGGCAUACAAAAGCUUUAAAAAAUUAUAGAACUUCCUGGAAAAUUCUAGACCUGCCAUGAAUGGAUUGGAUAUUAAUCAAAAUGGACAAUGAAGAGUAUUGCUACAAAGUAAGGCCUAGAUCCCUCAGUUCACUUAGAUCCUAUAGUGUUGUCUAAGGGGUCGUUUGCAAAUGCGUCAUGCACAGGGGGGGGGGGGGUCAAGAAUUGGGGGAGGGGGAUUAAAAAAUUUGACACAUCAUUUUUUUGUUUUAAAUCUAAAAUUUUCUAAUUUUGAAAAAAUUUUUAUUCAGUUGAUUUUAAAAACUUUCAUUAAACUUUAAAUUUGAGGUAAAAAUUGCCUCAGGUAUUAUAGGUAACGUGAACUUCAGUCGCUGACAGCUAUUGCACAAAAACUGUUGUGGCCAUAAUACAUUCUGGGCGGGGAUGAAUUCCUUGUUUCGCGUAACAGAUUUUUAAUGAUGCUACAUCUUAAUCCAGCGGUUCUCAACCUGUUGGUCGCGACCCCUUGGGGGUCGCAUGACCCUUUCACAGGGGUCGUCUAAGACCAUCUGAAAACACAUAUUCCCCACAGUUGUAAAGUAUUAACGAAAAUAAUUUUGUGGUUGGGGGUCGCCACAACAUGAGAAAAUGUAUUAAAGGGUCGCAGCAUUAGAAAGGUUGAGAAUCACUGUCUUAAUCCAUUAUGGGAAAAUGUUAAAGAAUAAAAUAAAAUCUUAGCUCAGUUAUGAAAAUUUUAUGUAUGUUUUGAUUUUUAUUUUGAUGUGACGUGACACCUUUAUAUUAUUACAAUGAUUUUUAUCAUACGCCUUGUGCAUGGUAUGGAAAAUGUGUGUACAAGCACCAGAAAACAGAGUGGAUCCCCGUUGUGCAAUCCAGGUAAAAUCUGGACAUGUAACUGUACUUGCAGUGACAAGACUGGGAGAAUGCCAUCGGCAAACUUGUUCAUUAAUAUAUUUAUUGCAGAAUUCACCUCUGCAAGGGCAAAGUGAUCUCAGAUUUUGUUCCAAGCACAUGCACAUCUAUUUUUGGAAACUACCUCAUAUUGCAGAAAAAAAAAACAGUCUUAACCGUUUUUUUUUUUUUUUUUACAUCAAUUAGCUGAACCUUAUACAUGGGGGUUGAUACACUGUACAGUAAAGCAGUGCUCCUUAAUGUGGGACACAACAUAUUUUUUUGGGGCCAUGAAAACUUUAAAAAAAAACAACAGACUUUAAGUAUAUAAAAAUAAGCAGUUUUUUUUCAAUGUUAGUAAUAGAGAAAAAGGAGAGGGGUGGUGGUCAUGGAGUCAAAUAAAAGUGGGCCUCAAGCAAUAAUGCACCAUAUGUGUACAGCUAUAAAGUAAGAAUAUUUUAUUUUCUUUGGACUGACGUCUUUAGUGCCAAAUUUCCAUGGCUUGGUAGUUGUAUCCACAAAUUUGUUCUCUAAAAAACCCCUGGUUCCCAGUAGUUGAGGGAAUUAGUGCACUACUGCAGUGUCCUCUAGUGGAUAUACAAUAUAUAAGCCAUGUGCCUAUUAAUUUAGUUAUUUUUAAAUAAAAAUAAAUUAAGUUGGCCUACCAGCUGAAAUAGCCUUAGCCAUUUUUAUUUAAAGUACAGUCGAACCUGGUUACGUUGAUGGCCUCUGGGUUUGCCAAAAAGCGUCGAGGUAACCGAUUAGUGAGAUAACCAAAAACAAAUAUGGCGGCAGUAUAUUAACAUGUGCGUGAAAAUUCUUUAUGAACACGAUGUGUAAUUAUAAAUGAGAACGUACAUGCACAGGUUUUUGGAGUUUUUUUUUCACACAACAGCGUUACCGCGACUUGUUUGAUGAAGCGAUCGGCAUGCUAUACAAAUGUACAUACAUGUUGGUGUCACCCAGUGUGGUAAACUCAUGGUGUCACCCAGUGUGGUAAAUUCAUGGUGUCACCCAGUGUGGUAAACUCAUGGUGUCACCCAGUGUGGUAAACUCAUGGUGUCACCCAGUGUGGUAAACUCAUGGUGUCACCCAGUCUGGUAAACUCAUGGUGUCACCCAGUAUGAUAAACUCAUGGUGUCACCCUCUCCAAACUUCCCCAUAGACCUACUCAGACUUGUGGGGAUAUUAAGUUCAACUUGAUAAAGAAUGAUAAAGCAAUAAUAAAAUGAUGCUUUUCAUUAUUUUUAUCUUACAUUUACAUUUGUGGCUUAAUCAUGUCAAAGCAAUUAUGAGAUUGGUUCUGUAAUUUUUUUGUGAAAAACUGAAAAGACUUGCGUUUCCUUGUUUACUGUAAAAUCUCACCUAAAAUAUACACGCUUGAACUUAGUCAAAAACUAAACAAAAAGUGUUGUGUGUUCUGUUUUCAGGUUAUAUACUCGUCCAAGGCUAUGGUUAAUAAUCUACCCACACGUCAUGUAUAUGCUAUUUGUACAUAUAUUUUAAUAGUACCUGAGCAAUUAAAUUUAUUUUUUUUAUUGUGUCUUCAAGAAAAAAUGCAUAAUUUAAGUAUCACAGAAUUGUUUCCAUAUGCUACAAGGAAACUACUACAGCAUCAAACACAACAAUCAAUGGAGUCUCCACAAGAAGCAUAUCAGUCACAAGAAGCAUAUCAGUCACAAGAAGCAUAUCAGUCACAAGAAGUAAAGCAGUCACAAGAAGUAAAUCAGACUGCAGUAAAGGCUCGAAGGGCUGACAUUGUUAUUUGCAUCUGUCGGUUCAAAGCAUCUCUAAAAGCAAAUGAGACCCCUGAAGAUGCAACCAGAUCACGACAAUGUGAAGCAGUGUGAAGACAAGCCAGACGCCAGUCACAACAAGCAAAUCUGUCUGCAGGAGAGUGUCAAGCUCAGUGAGCAGUAGUGGCCUUUUACAUGCAUCAGUUUACAGCUUUUCAAAGAGCAAGUGAGACCCCAGAGGAAACAAGAUGACAACUACAUGAGGCGGCACUAAGACAGCAUCAGUCACAUUGAGAAAAUCAAUCUACAAAAGAGCAAGAAGCUCAUCGUGUGCUGCUGAGGCAAUUUGCACAAAAUAAUUUAAAACAAGCAUAAGAAAGUGAAUCUGGACGUACUGCAGAAGGGUUUUUCCAUGCACCAGCUUAAAGCAUCACAACAAGUUCAUAAAUAAGACUUGGGAAGAAGCGACAGAUUGCACAGCAGAAGCUAUACAACAGGUAAUGCAAUCAACAGCUGAACGACAGAUUGCACAGCAGACGCUAUACAACAGGCAAUGCAAUCAACAGCUGAACGUUGUCUGACCAUUCUAAAUCAGAAAUUCUUUAUUUGAGAAUGCAGUUGAUGUGCUGAACUGCAGUUCAACAGAUUGGUAAUGCAGUUGAUGUGCUGAACUGCAGUCCAACAGAUUGGGAAUGCAGUUGAUGUGCUGAACUGCAGUCCAACAGAUUGGGAAUGUAGUUGAUGUGCUGAACUGUAGCCCAACAGAUUGGGAAUGCCAGUUCUGUAACCUUAAAGGUACAGUGCUAUUGGGAAAAAAAAUCUUCUCAAUUGAUUUAGAUUCUUUCAUGCACUUGUUUCCAUCCAAUCAAGCUAUCCAUUCAGGGCAUUCAAUCAGGACAUUCAAUCAGGAAAUUCAAACAGGCUGUCAUUGUAAGCUAUCCAAUCAGGAAAGUGGAAUAAAACAGUAAAUUUACUAGUGCACAGGCGUACAGUUGCCAUCUCUCUCUUUGACUUCAUUGUAUGUCUGAUGAUAAACAGCUAAAUAUUUAAAAGAUGCACCACGUAUUGUGGAUACUGUAAAUGGGGAAUAGUAUGCUGGUUGAGGGGCAAAAUUGUGAGAGUAUGAUAAACACAUAAGGUUUCAAUUUACUUUUUACAUUUACAGCAAUUUCUUUUAUACUGAGGUGCACAAAUUGUACCUGUGAUUUAGGGUAUAUCUGGCCAUUUUUUUAAUGCUAAAUUGGCUAGUCAAUCUGGAGUUUUGUAUUUUAUUAAAUUUCAUGGUUUUGAUAGCUGUAAUUUUAGGGUAAUAUGUUUGAGUACAAGAGUAUUUUAAAAGUAGAUUUGAUGAUAUCUUUCCUUCCCUUAAUUUAUGUCACAUGUCUUGUUAUUAAUAUCUUCCGGCAAAACUCUCAGUAAUACCAUAAGGAAACCGCCUCCUCCCCCAAAUUAAUCACCCCACCUCUUGAAAAAGAAACAAAAUAAACGUCCUUUUAAAAAUUUCUUUUUCAUGCUCUGCUUUAGUUAUUUUACAAAAAAUGUAAUCUUUUAUUUUUAUUUCCAGCUGAAAGGCGAAAAGAUGUGGAGUCAGUGAGAAAUGCUCAUCCCAAUAAGAUUCCUGUAUGUUUGUUUCCUUUUUAAAAUUUAUUUUGUUUUUAAUGGAUUUUCAUAGAUUUUGUAUGCAUCAUAUAUUUUGAGACUAAAUGUUGAAUUUCACUUUUACUCAAUAAGGAAGUAUUAUAUUCAUCAACUAUGUUUGGCUUUCCAAAAACAAUUGAUGCCCAUAUAUACACUUCCUGAAACAGCUAAAAGUAAAUUUCAUUAAAUUAUUUUAAAAUCUCUCAAAAAUAUUACUCCCAGUAAGUCUAAAAAUGGUAUUUGAGCAGGUAAUAUAAUCUUGAACAAUAGAAUAUGCUGUUAAAUUUUGAUUCAGUUAAAUAAAUUUAUUGUACUUUUAUGUUAUAUUUUCUUUAAAAAUUCUUUUCAGAAUAGCGUUUAAAAAGCCAAUUAUUUGGUGAAAAUGUGCAAGCAUUUUUUAUUGUGAGCAUGUAAGAACUUGGUGGUUAAACAAGGACACCUUUGGCCAUGAGUUAGAGUUAAAAUCAAUUUUCUUUCGCUGUAAUGGAAUAUAAUUUAUCUUUCCGCUUAAAAAACAACGCAGGUCAUUAUCGAGCGAUACGGCAACGAGAAAAGUCUUCCAAUAAUGGACAAAUGCAAAUUUCUCAUACCAGACAACCUCAAUGUGAGCGACAUUGUGAAAAUCAUCAGGUAAGAAGUGAAACUGGGUCAAAGUUCUUUGAAGCCUGAACUGGGUGGAGAUUAUCAGUGCAUCUCUUAUGGGCAUUCCACAUGUUAUGUGCCCUAGAUCGAUAUAGCCCAGUGCAAUGAAGACAACUGGAUACUUUUAAUGUGACCAUAACCACGUGAUCAUUACUGUUCUUAAGGAUGUGAUCAUUACUGUUCUUAAGGAUGUGAUCAUUACUGUUUAUAAGGAUGUGAUCAUUACUGUUCAUAAGGAUGUGAUCAUUACUGUUCUUAAGGAUGUGAUCAUUACUGUUCAUAAGGAUGUGAUCAUUACUGUUCUUAAGGAUGUGAUCAUUACUGUUCAUAAGGAUGUGAUCAUUACUGUUCUUAAGGAUUUGAUCAUUACUGUUCAUAAGGAUGUGAUCAUUACUAUUCAUAAGGAUGUGAUCAUUACUAUUCAUAAGGAUGUGAUCAUUACUGUUCUUAAGGAUGUGAUCAUUACUGUUCAUAAGGAUGUGAUCAUUACUGUUCAUAAGGAUUUGAUCAUUACUGUUCUACAAUGUAAUUACUGUUCUACAAUGUCAUGACUGUUCUAUGAUGUCAUUACAGUUCUAUGAUGUCAUUAAGAUUCUAUGAUGUCAUGACUGUUCUACUAUGUCAUUACUGUUCUACGAUGUCAUUACUGUUCUACGGUGUCAUUACUGUUCUACGGUGUCAUUACUGUUCUAUGAUGUCAAUACUGUUCUAAGAGGUCAUGACUGUUCUACGAUGUCAUUACUGUUCUAUAAUGUCAAUACUGUUCUACGAUGUUGUUACUGCUCUACGAUGUCAUUACUGUUCUACCAUGUCAUUACUGCUCUACGAUGUCAUUACUGUUCUAUGAUGUCAUUACUGUUCUACGAUGUCAAUACUGUUCUACGAUGUCAAUACUGUUCUACGAUGUCAUUAUUCUUCUACGAUGUCAUUACUGUUCUAUGAUGUCAUUACUGUUCUACGAUGUCAAUACUGUUCUACGAUGUCAUUACUGUUCUACCAUGUCAUCACUGUUUGAAGUGUAUUAACAUUGGUGCUCCCAGAUGCAUCUAAUUCUAUAUUGUAUUGAAACAUAGUAAAACACAAACAUUUUACAAAAGAAUUUCUUUGUUCCAUGGAGUCAAAAUAAACCUGUCUAGAAACAUAAUGUCAAACAAAAAAACACACAACCUGUCUGUUUCAAUUUUUUCAAAGUCAUUGUUAAGUCUUUUCCUUAUAUCUGCUUCCAUCUCAUUAAAAAAACUAGAUAACUCGAGCAUUCAAAAAACUGCUUAAGCUUGUCUUUUUUAUAGAGGUUUAAGCUUUCAUUUUGUCAGAGAUGAAUUUGAAUAAAAUGUAUGCAAGUAUAGAAUUCAGAAUUUAUAUGGAAAACACAUGAAUACAAAAUUUUGGUAUGUUGAUUCCUUACAGAAUAAACCAAAGUCACAAUUUUACAUAGCUACAUUGUCUUUUCCUGUUUGGUUUUCAUAUUGUACUUCUACACCCUUUCUCGUCAUUCUUCUGAUCUUUGGUUAAGUUAGGAACUUGUGCCCAUUGUUAUUCUUUUCUUUCCAUUUUUUAGCUACGGUAAGAUACACCUUUUUUGUCAAUUAAAUUCAUAAAUAUAUUCAUGUUUUUUGUGUGAAUUUGUUUGAAUCUGUAAAUUGUUUAAUGAUAAUGAAAGCGUAACAUAGAUUAUUAAUUGAAAAAACAUCGUUUGUGUCUCAUUAAUCUUGUUUUGUUAUUCAAACUUCCACAAAUCUUAUUCCAAAUAUUUCUUUCAAAAGCUUUUAUGGCAUUCCCUUAUAUCAUUCUGUAUCUCCCAACUGACACUUGUACAAAAAAAUUUGCCUUACCAGUAGUGGUUGAAAUUCAUUUUUAACCAAUAUAAUAUCCAGCACAUGUAUCAGCGUUGUAGUAUGUUACAUUAUGGGUUGUGACCAAAAAACAACUUGUUUUAGAUGUAUCUCUUAUCUGCUGGAUAGAGGAAGAAAAUACCCAGCUUACGUUUGUCUUUUUAUAAAGCUUCCAUUUUUUCAAAGCUGAAUUUAAUGUAGCUACAUGACAAAUUAAGUAAAAAAUAUUCUUCUAAGAUAUGGUAAGCUUUUCAAUGGUUUGAAAUUUUUCAAUCUGGUUCCAGGCGCAGACUCCAGCUGUCCCCAUCCCAAGCAUUUUUCCUCCUUGUCAACAAUCGGAGUAUGGUCAGCAACACAACACCUCUGAUUGAUGUGUACGAGCGGGACAAGGAUGAGGAUGGAUUUCUUUACAUUGUGUAUGCAUCGCAAGAAACCUUUGGGGCCGACUGAAAGAAUCUGGGGAGACGAGUUAAAUUCCAGGGGUAUCCAGCGGGUGACAGACUGAGAUGGUCUAUUUUGAAGGUCAUGUGAUGUUUCACCUUAUGUGUAUGGUUUGGUCUUAAAUUAAAUAUGAUUGUGUUGAGAGAACUAUGUUUGAAAUAAAAAACUAUUAAAAUUAAUAACCCCCCAAAAAAUUCUUAGUUUUCAUAUACAUGGCCAUUAUAAGAAACUUUCUAGUGUAUGAGCCAAAUUUCUGUCGUAUAUUGAAGCCAGGGUUGCCACUCAUUGAUUUAGCAACCUUUUCCAUUGUCUGAAUGAAUUCAAUUAAAUGAUAAGGAUUUAUGGAUAUAUAUGCAAUAUGUUCAAAUGUUAUCAUUAGAAAAUCUGACUUCAUAUGCAGCUUUCUCUUAACCUUGCUGAUUUCCCACACAUUUUGACACAUGCUCAUUAUAACAUAGCAGUUGUUGAACUGGAAGUGAGGUGAGAACAGAUAAAAGAUCAUUAAAUAUCAAUCGAAUUUUAAAUAUAAUAUAAUUUUCUUCUGCCAUUUAAAAAAAUAUGAAACAAAUGUAAAAAAUGAUGUCCAAUUACUUUGGAUCAUGGUAAUGAUGCACUUGAUUUAUUGACCUCAAAUUUUAAACUGAUAUUUGUUAGUUUUAAAGUUGAUUGGUUUUCAUCUUUAUUUAUUAUUUCUUUGCAUCUGUCAAUUAUAAUUGACACAAAAGUUGUCCAUAUUUUUUCUAAGUGUAAUCUUUAGUUUAUGGGUGACUUAGAGGCACAUUGUUGUAUUUGAUUGAGACCAUUUACUGAGAUCAAUUUGUUUAAUCGCCAAAUCCGUGCAUAUUCCCCCAAUCAAUGCAUAGCCCCCCACAAGGUUUUUUCCUUAAGACAACUGUAUAGUAUUAAUAGUAAAACAUUAGUGUUAGAGCCAUACACACCAUUUGGAUUUUUUAAGGAGAUAUAUUAAAAAAAGUUGUUUUUCAAAUGUUAUUUAUUGUUUUACAUUAAUUAUUGUUAUAUGUAUUUAAUAAAAUAUUACUGUAAAAAAAUAAAUAUAUUUUAAAAGGUAAUUAAAAACCCAUUGCAAUAUUUUCCAUCUUUUGACUUUUAACAUUGAAAAAAUUAUAUAUAAGAAUAACAUGUCAAAGAGUACUGACUGGGAGGGCAUCAAUAAAAUUUAGGUUAGGAACCACUGUUCUAGGAAAUCAAAUACUAAGAAAAAUUACGGUUUUAGAUUUGAAAACCUUAGACUUCUAUUAAUGUAACUUUGUAGUUGUGUUGUUUUUUUUUUUCUUCUUUUUUUUCUUGCUUUGAGAAUUUUUUUUUAACUUUUAAAACUGAUAUUACGGUAUAUGAUUUCUCUUCUCAUUCUUAAAUUUUAAUUACAGAGAGAGAGUAAAGACUAUUUUAGUACAGCUCAUUAAGCAGAUCUUUUGACUCUUACGAUUUUGGCAUACAAAGUAAGAUUUGGAGAUGUCUUUUUUUGAUUGUUUGCAGAAACUUGUCAGAACUACAAUUUUACGGGACGGGUUAAGAAAAAAUAUUCUGGUGGUUUUUACGAUUCAAAAAUAAAGAUUUUGGUUGUAAGUUUUAGCUCCUUUUUACAUGUGGAGGUGGAUGGACAGAGAAAUACAGUUGGCAGGAGACAUCCUUAAUUAUAUUACGUACACUAAGAUGGAGAAGGGGGUGUUGUUGACUUAUAUAAAUUAUAAACUAUCAAAUAACAGCAUCAUGUUUCAUAAUGUCAAAUAGUUGCUGGAACUGGCUAGAUAUGGCAACAGUAAUGUUAGUGUAGUCAAAUGGUUGCUUUGUGUUGUCACAAUGAACUCGCUAGAUACAGCAACAGUAAGGGACAUUUUCACAGUGGAGUUAAGACUUUGAUUUUUCUUUCAUGACAGUUCAUUUCUCCCUAGUUAAGCCAUCUUACAUCCUUAACAUUUGACUACUAAUGCAUUAAUAUCAGCUAAUAUAAAGUGUUUUGUUUCAUUGUUUCAUUAUCUUCCACUCAGAGAGAAAAUAAAUGGCAACAUUUGAUAAGUUAAUGACAUCUAUGCUUUUAAAAAUGACUCAGCAGUUUGACAUCUAUGCUUUAAACACUGACUGAGCAGUUUGACAUCUAUGCUUUUAACAAUGACUCAGCAGUUUGACAUCUAUGCUUUUAACAAUGACUCAGCAGUUUGACAUCUAUGCUUUAAACACUGACUGAGAAGUUUGACAUCUAUGCUGUUAACAAUGAAUGAGCAGUUUGACAUCUAUGCUGUUAACAAUGACAACAGAUUGACAUCUUAUGCUGUUAACAAUGACAGAGCAGUUGACAUCUAUGCUUUUAACAAUGACUGAACAGUUUGACAUCUAUGCUGUUAACAAUGACUGAGCAGUUUGACAUCGAUGCUUUUAACAAUGACUGAAAAAGUUUGACAUCUAUUGUUACAUGUCUUUUGUUUCCAAUUUAUUAUAAGUUCGCCAGCUUUUUCUCUGUCAGUUUACAUGCAUUUCUCAAAUCCUUGGUGAACAAGCGUCAUCAACAAUUCUUGACAUCUUCUCACCCCCCUGAAGUUACUUCUUUGUUUUCUAACAUACGUUGGAUUUGUUAAUCGCAUAUUUAUUUUUUUUCUUAAAUAGUCUCUCAAACCCCCCCCCCCCCCAUGGCCUCCACAGAUUUCCUUGUAAGUCCACAUUUAUUUAAUCUUCAAUUGCUAAAACACCUGCAUCACAAUAGUGAGCAUCAGAGCGGUUCAUUUUCUCCUCAAAAUUCUAUGCAGUUGUUCCAAGUUUUAUUUCAGAGCCUUGCUUGUAAAUUGUUGUUAAGCUGAAAUUUUAUCACUUCCAUCAUAUUAAAAAUCAUAUUUAUAAUUUAUAUAAUUUUAUUUAUUUUUACGAGUUGGGUUUUUUUUGUGGUGCUUUUGUUGGUAGAUUUGGCUGAAAAUUGUAAUUCCUUUACUUUAAUUCUUUUACUACAAGCAUUUUGAGAAUGUUGACAUCAGAGCCUUGAUAGGUCAGAAACAUACUUUAUGUUUAAGCUUAAUAACCAAACUUUUCAAUGAAAUAAUGUGGUGGUCUCUUUCAAGUGUUGGCAUCGCUAAAUUUAUGACCAGUAUUACUUAAAGAAAGUAUUGACCAGAAUUUGUCAGGUUUGAAAGGGUUAAUAUCAUGUAAAGGAUUUCCAUAAACUAUAAAAGAAAUGAUAAGGUCUUUUAAAAAAAAAAUCUGAUUAAAAGCAAACAGGAGCCCAUCUCCUUUAAAACAUGGGAUUGUAUCCAGUGAGUCAUCUUUGGUCUAAUGAAUGGGUGGGUCAGUUAUUUAUUGGCUGAUAUAUUAUGAUUACAAAUAUAGGUCAUUAGGUUCGAUUCUAGCUUUUAUCAAGACUUGGAAACAUUAAGGGGGUGCUUUUUGAUCAUUUGAAGUGUCUAAUAUCUGGAUAGUGGGCUGGGGGCUGCACAAUUAUAAUCAAUGUGCUUUUUGAUCAUUUGAAGUGUCUAAUAUCUGGAUAGUGGGCUGGGGGCUGCACAAUUAUAAUCAAUGUGCUUUUUAAUUUUUUUAGUCCAGCGGGUACAUAGAUAGCUUGGGUCUUUUAAGUUAAAUCACAAUCUCUUAUUUUAUCAUCGUCCCAUAUUAAACACUGAAUAAACAGACUAAUCAAGACUAAUGAAGAAAGCUAGGAACAUAACACAAACUAAACAUCCUUCACUUGAAGAGCUGUUUGAAUAAAGAUGUUAUUGUAAAACUAAACAAAUUUUGGAUGAUACAUCCCACCCUCUUCAUCACAGAUACUUAGGAUCAGCCCGUUGCGGGACAAGUUCUUUCUCUCAGGGUGAGGACUGAAAGAUAUAAAAAAAAUUGUAUUCCCCAAACUGUACGAAUUUACGAGCAUGCUCCCCCAGAAGUUACAAAUCUAAAUGAGAACUAAUAAGUCCCUGAAAUGACUAAAAGAAUUCACUAAACGGCUUUUUUUUUUCACUAGUGAAAUAAUUUGACGUAGUAGUCUUGUGUUCAAAUUGUUGUACUUAUGUGCUGAAAAUGUACAAUGCAUCUUAUCUUCUCUUAUCUUAUCCCAGGGUGUCAGGAACACUUUUUAGAGUGAGGAGGGAUUUUUUAUAACUUAUAACUGAAUUAAAUGCUUAGAAAUAUUUUGGGCGUUGCAGGGGGCUGAACCACAGGCUUAGGGGAGCAGGCUUUGAAUUAUGAAUUAUGAAAUAAACAAAUUAAAAGCAAAAGUUUUAAAUUGUUCAAUUUCGAUCGAUUAAAAAAGUUGCAGGUGUUUGUUC
This is a messenger RNA of Lymnaea stagnalis (great pond snail), 14322 nucleotides long. The record is from the annotation of a GenBank genome assembly. NCBI's taxonomy places the organism in Eukaryota, Metazoa, Mollusca, Gastropoda, Lymnaeidae.